This is a messenger RNA of Aspergillus melleus, 1050 nucleotides long. RefSeq names its product ribose-phosphate pyrophosphokinase 1. The record is from RefSeq and is a predicted model, not a curated record. Bases 1 to 1050 code for a protein of 349 amino acids. The transcript has a single exon. Gene Ontology annotation, biological process: purine nucleotide biosynthetic process; 5-phosphoribose 1-diphosphate biosynthetic process. Gene Ontology annotation, cellular component: ribose phosphate diphosphokinase complex; cytoplasm. NCBI's taxonomy places the organism in Eukaryota, Fungi, Ascomycota, Eurotiomycetes, Eurotiales, Aspergillaceae. Gene Ontology annotation, molecular function: magnesium ion binding; ribose phosphate diphosphokinase activity.
AUGCAGGGUUUCUUUGGCAAGCCCGUGGAUAACCUCUUUGCGGAGCCCUUCAUUGCGCGAUGGAUCCGCAUGAACGUCCCCGGCUGGAAGGAAGCCGUCGUUGUCAGCAAGAAUGCCGGAGGUACCAAGCGGGUCACUUCGUUGGCGGACACACUCAAACUAAACUUUGGCAUCGUCACCACCGAUAGACGGCGUCCGAAGAUGUCCGUGACCAUGACGGACAGCACUGUCUUCUUUGAUUCUAUCGAGGGAGAGGAAACCCCUGCCCCCAAAGACCAAGACCCGUUCGUGGUGCGUGUUCAGAGCGGAAGCGACGAAGCUUCUGAGUCCGAAAAGUCUCAGAACGCCGAUGUCUUACCUGCCUCGGCGAGCUCCCUCAUCCCCGACUUGUCGUCCGGUGCCCGUCGCCCAUCCGAGCUGGAGGCUGCGCGUGAGUACACUGACGUUCGAGUGCGGGAUGUCAUCACUGGGAGACUCGUGCAGGGUCAGCUUGUAGAUGAUGACUACCCCUCGGCUGAGUCCUCGGCUCCUGUGUCCGGCGAAACCACCCCUGGACCGAACCCCAGCCAGGAUAGUAGUGAACCCAUCGCUGACCCGAUGGCCGAAUCUCUCAUCUCGACCACAUCCUCCCAGCCAGCCGAUCAUGCUCUUGGUGGCUCCUUUGAUGCCGCCGAAUCUUCAGACGAAGAAGGUAGCGUGGCCCGGACUGCCGAGCAGGAAAAGACCAUUACCUUAGUUGGAGAUGUUCGCGACAGAACGGUGUUCAUCGUUGAUGACAUGAUUGAUAAGAGCGGAUCCUGGAUUGCUGCCGCUGAGACGGUUGUCAAGAAAGGUGGUGCCAAAAAGGUUUACUGCAUCGCGACUCAUGGCCUUUUCGGAAAUGAGUCCCUCGAGCAGAUGGAGCAAUGCAAGUCGAUCGAUCACAUUGUUGUAACAAACACUUUCCCGGUCGACCCUCAAAUGCUCAAGAAGUCGAAGAAGUUGAUUGUCAUCGACAUCUCAAGUCUUGUUGCGGAGAGUAUCCGACGUCAUCACUAUGGUGAAAGGUGA